AUGCCUCAUGGUGAUUUCAAGCCAACCUUUUACAACCCUUUCGAAAUAAAGCAUCGACGACGCACUUCUAGAGCUCAAUUCAAAGUCCUGGAGCGAACUUUCAUGGAAAAUCCAAAGCCAAGUGCUGCCGUUCGUCGAAUCUUGGCCCAGAAAUUAAACAUGACUCCUCGUGGCGUUCAGGUGUGGUUUCAAAAUCGCAGAGCAAAGGCUAAG
Messenger RNA from Umbelopsis ramanniana AG, 213 nucleotides. RefSeq lists its product as uncharacterized. The annotation marks the transcript as partial. The transcript has a single exon. The record is from RefSeq and is a predicted model, not a curated record. Gene Ontology annotation, biological process: cell differentiation; regulation of transcription by RNA polymerase II. Gene Ontology annotation, molecular function: RNA polymerase II cis-regulatory region sequence-specific DNA binding; DNA-binding transcription factor activity, RNA polymerase II-specific. Lineage: Eukaryota; Fungi; Mucoromycota; Umbelopsidomycetes; Umbelopsidales; Umbelopsidaceae.